Messenger RNA from Urocitellus parryii (Arctic ground squirrel), 1899 nucleotides. It is a transcript of the gene Lat, whose product is annotated as linker for activation of T cells. Gene Ontology annotation, biological process: intracellular signal transduction; regulation of T cell activation; positive regulation of protein kinase activity. NCBI's taxonomy places the organism in Eukaryota, Metazoa, Chordata, Mammalia, Rodentia, Sciuridae. Gene Ontology annotation, molecular function: protein kinase binding. The record is from RefSeq and is a predicted model, not a curated record. Gene Ontology annotation, cellular component: immunological synapse; membrane.
CCGAGCCGAGGGGCAGGGACGCCCUGGGCACAGGGACCACACAGGGCGACUGGUGCCCCAAACCCCAGCCCGGGCCCUGGUCCACCCAGGACCAGGGUCUCAGAGCCGGCUCCCAGCCCCACUCAGYCCAGCAAGGGGAGGUGGUCCCGGAGCCCCCGGGAGGACACAGCUGCUCACCAGGACCCCCCGUGGGGGGCCCUCUUGGUCCCUACUCACCGCUGCAGCUGAGCCGACAGGGGCCUGUGGGGCAGCCGGCCCGGUGCAGGCGCCCUCCUGCAGAUGGAGGUGGCCGGCCUGACCCCCUACCCGCUGGGCCUCCUGCUGCUGCCCCUCCUGGCCAUGCUGCUGAUAGCCCUGUGCGUGCGUUGCCACGAGCCGCCCGACUCCUACGACAGCGCUCCCGCAGACAGUUCAAACCCCACGAGCAUCCUGAUCAAACCUCCCUACACACCAGUUCCCUGGCCACCUGCCACCUCCUACCCUCCUGUUAUCUCCUACCCACCUCCCAGCCAGCCAGACUUGCUCCCCAUCCCGAGAUCCCCGCAGCCCCCUGUGGGUUCCCACCGGAUGCCACCCUCCCAACAGGAUUCAGAUGGUGCUAACAGUACGGCGAGCUACGAGAACCAGGGUGCGUCUGGGAUCUCGCGUCCCCGGGCUAGGUGGGGCAGCUGGCAUCUGUCCCAGGUCAUGCUGACCCCURUGUCAUUGUCCCCAGAGCCAGCCUGUGAGGACGCAGAUGAAGAUGAUGAGGAGGACGACUAUCACAACCCGGGCUACCUGGUGGUGCUUCCUGACAGCACCCCAGCCACUAGCACUGCUGUCCCCUCAGCUCCUGUGCCCAGUGACCCUGGCCUCCGUGACAGCACCUUCUCCAUGGAAGAUUACGUGAACGUUCCUGAGAGCGGCGAGAGCGCAGAGGCGUCUCUGGAUGGGAGCCGGGAGUACGUGAACGUGUCCCAGGAGCUGGAGUCCGAGGCUCCAGCCGAGCCUGCUCCCCUGAGCUCCCAGGAAGUGGGGGAUGAAGAGGAAGAGGGGCUUCCGGACUAUGAGAACCUGCAGGAGCUUCACUGACGGCCUGCCGGGGUCACGUCUGUCCUGGAUCCAGCCUUGYGGGGCCAGCUGAGCUGGGCAGCUAGAAGUGGCUCUGGGGGCUCCACUUGGUACCCUGCCYUGGCUCCAGCUGGACAACAGCCUGAGAAUCCCCCCUAACUUAUUGUCACUUUGGGGGCCAGCCUGUGUCCCCCCCAAUACCCUGCACCUUCUGACGUAGCCUGAGAAUGAACCCCCUGGUCCAGCCCCACCCUCUGUAACCGAAUAAAGGCCGCGUGGUCUGUGGCGCCCUUGACUUUGAGGCCCCAGGGGCUGGAGGCUGAUGAGGUUGGGGUGCGCCGGGUCCUGCCUGUGUCUGCGCUGAGAACGUGGGAGGSCACACGUGCGUGUGCCUGCGUGUCGGGGAGCCGUGGAGACCUGUGUGUGCGUGCGGUGGUCUCCGUCACCCACAGGGUGGAGCGCCUGGCCUGGUCCUGGGAGUGACAGCAGACGCUGCCCGGCACACGGCUGCCUUUGGAGUGAGGCUGAGACCCAGGACCCAGGUCGCAUCCCCCACGAGGUGGUCCAUGCAAGUGCAGCGCUGGUGGMAGAGCCGCUGAUGGUGGGGUCUCCCGGGGGCGGUGUGGAUGUCAACCGUGAGACCCUCCCCCAGGCACUCAUCCUCUGUCCUUGUGACCAGGGACUGGCCCUGAUGACCUCGAGUGCUCUCCUGUGUGGUUCUCAGUAGAUCAGAAACGGUGGCCGCGAGUCGGCUGCUCUGGAGGGAGCCUGGCCGGGAGGGAGGCAGGGCCCCGACUGCCACCACAGCGAGACCUGGUCUCAAAAAAAAAAAGUUCUAGGUGGCUGACA